AUGAAGAGCAUGCUCCUUUUACUCAUUUUGCUGGGAGUAGUAUCUGGAAGAAGAACCCAGUUGCUUAAGGGCUUACCUGCAACAAGCACCGUUGAAGAAAAUGCAGCAGCUGGUGUUUCAGUUUAUACCUUUAAUGUAACAGUUUCUCCAUUGUCUUCUGAAGGCGUUGCAAUACUUCCUACCAUAGUAAAUUCAAAUCCUCUUACAGAGGCUUUUGAUAUUGAAUCAAAAGGAAAUCUUGAAUACAGGGUUGUUACUACUGGAAACCCUGUCCUAGAUUAUGAAACUAUGCCAAAGAGCUUUGAUUUACAGAUUUUCGUUGAAGAUACAACUGGGAGAACUGACCUUAACACACUGACUGUCCAAGUAAUAGAUCAAAACGAACCUCCUGUCUUUCGAGGAAAUAUGGCAAUUCAAACUGUAACUAUCUAUGUCUUGGAAGGAACACCUCCGGAAUGCAUUUACCAAAUUGAUGCAGCUGAUCCUGAGAAUGCUGAUCUCAAAUACUCGCUGCUCCCUGCAUCAGUGCCAUUCCUGGUCUUGGAAAGCGGAGCCAUUUUUUCCACAAAAGAAUUUGAUUAUGAGUAUGAUCCACAUUGUUACUUUCUAAACAUAACAGUGACAGAUCCAGACGGACUCAACUCAACUAAAACGGUGAAUAUAAAUAUAGUUAACGUCGAUGAUGAAAGACCUUACUUUACCACAAGACAAAGAAUUUACAGGAUUCCAGAAGAGCAAAGCCUGGGCACCAUUGUUGCCAAUAUGACAGCUAAAGAUCCUGAUGAUGAAGACUCUCUCAGCAGACUUUUCUACAGCAUCCAGUCUCCUAACAGAUAUUUCUUCAUAAAUCCAUUGACUGGAGUGCUGCAGGUGACUGGGAGGAUUGACCGAGAUGCCCUUCCACUGCGGCUCCAUCCUAACAUCUCAUUGACAGUUCGAGUGGAGGACAGUCCCAGCAAUGGUCACGCCAGCGAAAUGGAGAUCAUAAUCGUUAUUGAUGAUAUCAAUGACAAUCCACCAGAAUGCAAUCCUUCUACCUUCAGGAAAGAGGCAAAUGAAAAUAUGGUUGCUGGGACAUUUCUUCUUGAUCUUAGAAAUUACUGUAAAGAUAUUGAUGUUGAUCCAUCAAACAAUCGUUUUAAUUUCACUGGAUUAUCUGGUUUUGGAAGCAAUAAGUUCGCUCUGGAGCCUACUGUGUCUGGAAGACUUAUGAUGACUGAAAGUAUUGAUUUAGAAAACCCAGCUAAUCUAGGGGUUGAAGUUUAUUCUUUGACUGUCAGGGUGCAAGAUAUUGCCUAUCCUAACUACUCAGAUAUCAUCUACAUUUACAUCAGGAUAAAGCCAGUGAAUGAAUUUUUUCCAGUCUUUAGUAAUUUAUCGUAUGAAUUUAAUGUUUCAGAAAUUACUAAAGUUGGAUCCAGCAUUGGAAGAGUGAGUGCCAGCGACAAGGACUGGCCACCCAGUGUCAUCACUUAUUCCAUUGUAGCUGGAGGAGGCACCAGGGAUUAUACAAACAUCUUCUGGAUCAGCCCAACCAAAGGAGAUAUGAAGAUUUUAGCUAGAUUAGACUAUGAAACAACUCAGAAACACAUUCUAACAGUACAAGCCUCAGACCAAGAGAAGACUACAACAGCAUCUGUAACUGUCAAUGUUUUGGAAGUAAAUGAUGAAGAACCAGUUUGUUCACCCAGAUUCUAUUCAUUUCAAAUCCCAGUCAGCUUAGCUGUUGGGACCAAUAUUAAUGGCUUCAGGAUUGAAUGUCAAGAUCGCGAUUCUGAUCCCAGAUCUUUCCGUUACUUCAUUAAUGAAGGUAACGUGAACAAUCAUUUCACCUUUUCACCAAGUGCUGGCUCCAACAUAUCUCGGCUGAUUCUUGCAUCAAGAUUUGACUAUGAGAGUGGACUUGAUACAAACUGGAUUUACAGACUGUGCGUUUAUAUAACAGAUGACAAUUUGUUAUCUGCCAGGGCCAAAACUGCACACCUAAUUAAAACUGGAACGGUGACUUUAAGCAUCAGAAUUAUUCCAGACCCAACUACUGUCAUUAACACAACUCCUGGCUUCACUCUUGUGACGAAAAGGGAAAACCUCUACUCUGAGUCCGCAUGGUACGUGCCAUUCGUCAUCACCUUCGGCAGUUUGUUGCUCUUCGGAGUGCUGGGGUAUCUGGGGUUCCUCCUGACGACGUGGGUCCGCACUCGCUGCCUUCCAGCAGGCAAAGCAGACGACGCACCUCUGAUAAAUGCUCCAGAAAAGAAGAAACCUAAAAAAGAAGUGGUUGUGACAAUGACAAAGCUAAACACUGUCUUUGAUGGAGAAGCCAGAGACCCAGUUACUGGCAAAAUAUAUGAAUUCAAUACACAGUCAGGAGCCCGGAGAUGGAAGAAGAGCAACAAGCCCCUUCAGCCCAUGCCAGCCGUGCAAGUAACACCCAGUGCUACAGAUGAUAGCGGCAAAGAGACAGACAAAGCAGAGGCACCAGGCAAAAAAGAGCCUUCGGAGAAAAAGAAAGAGCUGACCACAGAGACAAAACCAGCUGCCAAGGCCUCGGCAGGGCAAUCAGAUCCAUCAGGCCAGAAUGGGCUAAGAUUACAAAGGCAGAAAGAGGAGUCUGCCAAACGGGGGGUUAUCUUCACCAGCUCCCCAAGGCAG
Apaloderma vittatum (bar-tailed trogon) is the source of this 2652-nucleotide messenger RNA. It is a transcript of the gene CDHR3, whose product is annotated as cadherin-related family member 3. Gene Ontology annotation, molecular function: calcium ion binding; cadherin binding. The record is from RefSeq and is a predicted model, not a curated record. Gene Ontology annotation, biological process: cell-cell junction assembly; multicellular organism development; cell morphogenesis. Lineage: Eukaryota; Metazoa; Chordata; Aves; Trogoniformes; Trogonidae. Gene Ontology annotation, cellular component: catenin complex; plasma membrane; adherens junction. The annotation marks the transcript as partial. The transcript has 19 exons.